This is a messenger RNA of Charadrius vociferus (killdeer), 2463 nucleotides long. It is a transcript of the gene KDM1B, whose product is annotated as lysine (K)-specific demethylase 1B. The transcript is spliced from 20 exons. Bases 1 to 2463 code for a protein of 820 amino acids. The record is from RefSeq and is a predicted model, not a curated record. NCBI's taxonomy places the organism in Eukaryota, Metazoa, Chordata, Aves, Charadriiformes, Charadriidae. Gene Ontology annotation, molecular function: oxidoreductase activity; zinc ion binding; protein binding.
AUGUCAACUGGAAGGGUACGAACGAAAAAAAAGGCAUGUUCUUCAGACCAGUCUCCAGACAACCUUCCUCUGAGGAGUUCUGGAAGACAGGUAAAGAAGAAAGCGGCUGAAGCAGCAGAUGAUGAUGAUGAAGCAUCAGAGAAGAAAUACAGGAAGUGUGAAAAAGCUGGAUGCACUGCAACAUGUCCUGUUUGCUUUGCCAGUGCAGCUGAAAGAUGUGCUAAAAAUGGGUAUACGUCUAGAUGGUAUCAUCUUUCCUGUGGGGAACACUUCUGCAACGAAUGUUUUGACCACUAUUACCGAAGCCAUAAAGAUGGUUAUGAGAAAUAUACUGCCUGGAAAAGGAUUUGGACAAGUAAUGGUAAAAGUGAGCCCAGUCCAAAAGCAUUCAUGGCUGAUCAACAGCUUCCUUACUGGGUGCAGUGCACAAAGCCAGACUGUGGUAAAUGGCGUCAGCUGACAAAGGAAAUCCAGCUGACACCACAAAUAGCAAAAACCUACAGAUGUGGUAUGAAACUGAACAAUUCCACCAAGACUGAGGGCUCAGACCAGUGUUCCAUGCCUGAGGACUUGAGAGUGGCUGAAGUUUCAGACCAUUGGUGGUACUCCAUGCUCAUACUCCCUCCUUUGCUGAAAGACAGUGUGGCAGCUCCCUUUCUAGCUGCAUAUUAUCCAGACUGCGUGGGCAUGAGUCCAUCCUGUACCAGCACUAAUCGGUUACCUGGUGAAUCCAACCUUGUGAAGUUAGAGCACUUAAAGAGCGUGCCUAAUUUGACUGUUGCAGGCAUGAACAAGUAUUUCCAGCCUUUUUACCAGCCCAAUGAAUGUGGGAAAGCACUUUGUGUGAGGCCAGAUGUCAUGGAACUGGAUGAGCUCUAUGAGUUCCCAGAAUAUUCACGAGACCCUACCAUGUACUUGGCUUUGAGAAACCUGAUUUUGGCCCUGUGGUACACAAACUGCAAGGAGGCUCUUACCCCUCAAAAAUGUAUCCAUCACAUCAUUGUUCGGGGACUUGUGCGUAUUCGGUGUGUACGGGAAAUGGAGAGGAUACUUUAUUUUAUGACAAGGAAAGGGCUAAUUAAUACAGGGAUUUUAUCAGUCAGUCCUGACCAGUAUCUUCUUCCUAAAGAAUACCACAAUAAAUCUGUCAUUAUUGUUGGGGCUGGUGCAGCAGGAUUAGCAGCAGCCCGACAACUGCACAACUUUGGAAUUAAGGUCAUUGUCUUAGAAGCUAAAGACAGAAUUGGUGGCCGAGUGUGGGAUGAUAAGACAUUCAAAGGAGUCACUGUUGGAAGAGGUGCACAAAUCGUCAAUGGAUGUGUCAACAACCCAAUGGCACUAAUGUGUGAGCAACUUGGCAUUAAAAUGCACAAACUAGGGGAGAAAUGUGACUUGAUCCAGGAAGGUGGAAGGAUAACAGAUCCCACUAUUGAUAAACGUAUGGACUUUCAUUUCAAUGCCAUCCUAGAUGUCGUCUCGGAGUGGAGAAAAGAUAAAACCCAACAUCAAGAUGUUCCUCUUGGUGAAAAAAUACAAGAGAUCUAUAAAGCCUUUAUUCAGGAGUCUGGUAUCCAGUUCAGUGAGCUGGAAGAAAAAGUACUACAGUUCCAUCUCAGUAAUUUGGAGUAUGCCUGUGGCAGCAAUCUCUCUCAGGUAUCUGCACGCUCAUGGGACCACAAUGAAUUUUUUGCCCAGUUUGCUGGAGAUCACACUCUUCUAACUGUGGGAUAUUCUACUGUGAUCGAUAAAUUGGCAGAAGGGCUGGACAUCCGGCUGAAUUUCCCAGUACAGAGUAUUGACUAUUCUGGUGAAGAAGUGCAGAUCACUACUGCAGAUGGAACAGUGUGGACAACACAAAAGGUAUUAGUGACUGUACCACUGGCCCUUCUUCAGAAAAAUGCCAUUCAGUUUAAUCCUCCACUGUCAGAAAAAAAAAUUAAAGCCAUUAAUAGUUUGGGAGCAGGAGUCAUUGAGAAAAUUGCCUUGCAGUUUCCUUACAGAUUUUGGGACAGUAAAAUUCAAGGAGCUGAUUUUUUUGGUCAUGUUCCACCCAAUUCCAGCCAACGUGGGCUCUUUAGUGUUUUCUAUGACAUGGAUCCAGAGGGAAAACAAAGCAUUUUAAUGUCAGUGGUCACUGGAGAUGCUGUAACAACCAUUAAGAAUUUAGAUGAUAAACAAGUACUGCAGCAGUGUAUGACUGUACUUCGAGAGCUGUUUAAGGAGCAGGAGGUUCCUGACCCAGUGAAGUUUUUUGUUACUCAAUGGAGCAAAGACCCUUGGCUCCAGAUGGCGUAUAGUUUUGUAAAAACAGGGGGCAGUGGUGAAGCUUAUGACAUUAUAGCUGAAGACAUACAAGGAAAAAUUUUUUUCGCUGGUGAGGCCACAAAUAGGCACUUUCCUCAGACCGUUACAGGAGCUUACUUGAGUGGGGUUCGAGAAGCAAGCAAAAUAGCAGCAUAUUAA